AGCUGGCAGCUGGCAGACCCCUGGGAAGACCAGGGGAGGGCAGGUGUUUGAGCAAGGAGGUGCCAUUGCUGGGCUAGGUCAGGGUUCAGGAGCUCUGGCCGUGGUCACAGGGUGGUCAGAGAGGCUGGGGACCCCCAUGAAAUAGAGGUCAUGGGUUAACCCGAACACACAACACAGGUUCCAUGAGGCCACCGCUGGCUCCAGAGCUCAGAUGUGGUGUCACCAACAGGCCAGGGUAGACUCAGGAGGGGCUGGUUGUGGGAAAAGGAGGGUGAAAUCUAUUUGAGUUGAGCAGGGCUCUGGCAGGAGCCUUGCCAGGCGGCCAGUUAUGAGAAUCAGUUCUCAACCGGGGAUGAUUCUGCCCCCCUGGAGGAACAUUAGGCGUUGUCUGCAGGCAUUUUGGGUCAUCACGGCUGGUGGGUUGGUGCUGAACAGCUCACAAUGCACAGGAGAAUCACCAAAAACCGUUCGCCCCAAUGUCAGUGCCACGGGGGGAGAUGCUGGACUAGGCUCCCAGAACCCACUCAGCUCAUGGGACCUGUCCGGGGGGCCUCUGUGCUUUGGGAGCAGGUGGCUUUGCUUUCUGGGUGGUCUGUGCUCGAAAGACAGAGCCCACAGCACCAUCUUAUCAGAGCCACUGCUGACAGGAGCAGGGUCUGCCCAGCCCACGCUGGCUUCCAGUCCCCGCGUCUGCCUGCCAAGCCUGAUGCUGGUCCCAAGAUGAGCGGAUGCUUGAGGAGGUCCGUGGGGACGGGUUUGCUGUGCUGGGAUGGAGCAUGUGUCUUGCUGCGAGCACUGGAGCCCCUGGGGGGCCUGGAGACCAUGCGGCAGCUUCGCAGUACCUCCCGGAAAGGCAGUACCGGCCGGGCCCUCAAAGACCGUGAGCUCUGCAGUGGCCCCUCCAAGCUCUGUCAGGCCCUGGCCAUCGACAAGAGCUUCGACCAACGAGACCUCACCACGGACAAGGCUGUGUGGCUAGAGCACAGCCCCCCGGGGCCCAGGGAGCCAGCGGUGGUGGCAGCAGCCCGAGUGGGCAUCGGCAACGCAGGAGAGUGGGCCCAGAAGCCCCUGCGCUUCUAUAUCCAGGGCAGCCCCUGGGUCAGUGUGGUGGACAGAGGAGCUGAGCAGGACACACAGGUCUAAGCAAGGGCCUGCUAAGGACAGGCUUUUUAAUUGUUUAAAAACCAAAUAAAUGCUUUAUUUCUAGAAAACGUGU
Messenger RNA from Myotis daubentonii (Daubenton's bat), 1216 nucleotides. RefSeq names its product N-methylpurine DNA glycosylase (gene MPG). The transcript has 2 exons. Lineage: Eukaryota; Metazoa; Chordata; Mammalia; Chiroptera; Vespertilionidae. Bases 442 to 1143 code for a protein of 233 amino acids. Gene Ontology annotation, biological process: base-excision repair. Gene Ontology annotation, molecular function: alkylbase DNA N-glycosylase activity; DNA binding. The record is from RefSeq and is a predicted model, not a curated record.